AAUCGUACGCGUUGUGUUGUUCUUCUCUCUAUGCAUACGGCCACGCGUAAGGUUGUGGAUUUAAACUUCUUGCAAAUUGUGUGAAUUGAACGUUACUCUUACAUCGAUCAUCAAAUACAGUCCUUACCGUCUUCCCAAUAGCCAUAAUGGUAUCACAGGACUAUGGAAAGGAGAAUGGCGGUGGAGAUACAAGCUUCGAUAGUUCACCGCUUACUACUCCACCAAAUACAAACGGAAGUUUAGGCAAAUCUGAUGUGGUCAAUCCAACAAACACAACGGAAGAGGAUGAAGAUGAUCUACGAAUCAGAAAGAUCAUGGAAGAAGCACGAAAGAGAGCUUUGAUCGAAGUUGAAGAUCAAGGCGAUAUCUUGGCAAGCAUUCGACCGACUGGAAUGAGAUCAACAGCAAUGUCAUCUCGAUCGGGAAGUGGAGCGGGCACACAAAUCAAUUCUACAGAUAUGAAUGGAAGCAGUUCAGACGACGAAGAUGAUUUGAUGGAUGUAGAUCUUGGCUCAAUCCUCAAUAAUCCGGGCAAAACUUCGUCUUCAUCAAAUCGCUCACAGAGUACUUUCAAACAGGAUCCUUCUCCUCGCUCUCGCCCAAAGAAGACAGCGGACGAUUAUCUUGCAUCGUACGGCGUUCCACCCCAAGAAGAUGAUGAUGGUAGCUACAAACCUUCUACGUAUGCGACACAAUCGAACAUUACACCCAGUCAACGACCAAGGAGAGAGGCUGCACGCAAAGCACCUUACUCGUUCAAGCUCGCAUUACAAAGACCUUCUGAAUCACGCCAAGUGCUCUUGGAUACAAAGCAUAGCGCAGCUGUCAAGAUGGGUAUCGUCAAACCAGAGUCCUGGAAGCAGGAUAAUAGGUCGACAGGUAGCAACGACAUUGUCAAAAGACUCAUUCGGGAAAGAAACAGGGAGAUCAGGGAAGGAAUUGGCUCGGAAGGCGUGAAGCAGGCAAUAGCAUAUAUCGAAAAAUCUCGUCAAUACAUGGAAGAGGAGGACGGUUUGUUCGACUCGCUUUCAGAAGGAGAUGCAAAUGAGCUGGACGCUGAGUCUGAUGAUGCUGAGAUGUCAGACGAUGACGUUGGAGUGUCAAUGAAAUCUUCCAAGAACAAGCGUAUCAAAACGGAAACACAUGAAGACACUCUUGCUCGUUUUGACAGCGUAAAGACCGACGUUUUCAAGAAGCUCGAAGAUGACAAAGAUAAGGAAGAGGGUGAAGAAGGGCUAGAUGGCUCAAAAGCGCUUGAGAUCAUCGAAAGAGACCGAGCAGAUGGCAUUAAGGCGGCCAGCUCAGAAACGGACUUUGGACUGGCGGAGAGGAAUUUUUGGGAAACCGGUGAACGUAGAUUACCGAUUGAGGCGGAGAAGCUGCGUCUUGAGAAACCUUUUGGUCUACUUGCAACUUUGGUGAAUUUCCAAGACUCUCCUAAUCACGUUUACAUCGCGCAACUCUUGCAAAAUGCCGAUCUGCUGGAGGGCUUGACCGAUGCAUCAAUUCAACCUUUCACAAUCUGGUUGGUGGAACAAGCAAUGCUGAAUGGAUCAGAAGAUGUAUCAAUGGGUGCAAUUAUUGCGCUCGAGAGACUGCUGGACGGUGCAACAAAUGACGUUUUGCAGAUCUGCAUCGAUUCGUUGAUUUCAGCAUUGCGCUCUUUGGGGAUGAAGGAUGACGGGGUGCCGAGAAAAGAAAGUGGGAACUCGGACAUGGACUCGGAAAGCGAACGAUCAAAGCGGGUCACACAGAAAUUCAGGCUUGAGAAAUUGUCGAACUUUAUUGCCAUCUGUCAAAAGGUGGGAGAGUCCUUGACAUCAUCGAGCAUUGACUGCAAGCCGCUGCUCCUUUGUCUCUUCCGGAUCAUGGUGGAUCCACUAUACGAUUUCCUGCGAGGAGAGGCUCGAACUGCCGUAAAAGUGCUAAUGGGAGCAUCUUUCGCGCAUUGGCAGGGUAUCACAUGGGAUGUGGAAUUCCAGGACGUUUUCUGUUCUUUCUUGCGAUCAAAAUACCCAAGUACAAAACUUGCUUACCUUCAAUGUUUACCGUGUGAUUCCUUACGUUCUCGAAUCCUUGUGCGCAAUGUGGCAUUACGACUGAUCACGCAAGAAGAGAAAGAUUCCCUUCCUCAACCACAGCCAUACAUCAUCCCUGACAAUUAUGAUCUCUUGUUGACCACUUUGCAGCGACAAGACGAUUCAAUUAAUCCUCUUUGGGUGGCAAAAGGUCAAGUCAAUGCAAAUUUUACCCAAUUGGAAGCAAGCAUUGCUAUUUUGCAAUAUUGCUUCAUUGAUCUUCUGUUGCAACUCUGUUUUUUACGGGGAAAAGGGCCAAGGAAUCAAUCUCAAAAGCGCAUUUUUGAUCGUAUGAUCGCGGCAGAUUUGGAAAAGUUGAUCGCGAGUGAUCCAAUCCUUUCACCACGUCUUGAUGAGGAUAAGAAAGCAAAAGCUGAUAAAAAUAUUGCAUACAAACUUCUUCUUUCUAUCAGUAAACGAAAAGUAAUGCAAGUGGAAGAGAUUAUAAAAUUGUUAAACAUUUUUAAUCACCGUAUUUUGGAAAGUACAAAUAACGGAAGUAGACAAGCAAAUUUAGGUUUAGCAGCUCAUAUGGCUGCUUCUGAAUCACAAAUUCGUGCAAAAGAUGCAUUACAGAGAAAUGCUCUUUUGCUUACGUAUACCCUAGAACAAUUCGUCUCGGAGGAGACCGAAGCGGGAAAGACAGAGCAAGGCACUCUUGACGGUUAUUUCACUUCAAAGAGCUGAUCGCUCACUUGUAUUCAUAUGUAUCAUAGUAUCACUAAUCAUCAAUGCUCAAAUUAUCAUCACAAAACAAUC
Meira miltonrushii is the source of this 2837-nucleotide messenger RNA. RefSeq lists its product as uncharacterized. NCBI's taxonomy places the organism in Eukaryota, Fungi, Basidiomycota, Exobasidiomycetes, Exobasidiales, Brachybasidiaceae. Bases 147 to 2765 code for a protein of 872 amino acids. The record is from RefSeq and is a predicted model, not a curated record. The transcript has a single exon.